GGGAGCGCGGUUUCCGGAGCGCAGUGAAUCAGCACUGGGGCGGAGCUGGGCGGAGCGGGACCGCCGAGGGCGGAACGACGGGCCUGAGCUGUGCCGCCGACCUCCGCUGCCGCCGCCGCCGCCAACCUCCGCCGCCGCCGCCGCCUCCACCCGCGUUGCAACCAUGCCGCCCUACACCAUUGUCUACUUUCCUGUGCGAGGGCGCUGCGAGGCCAUGCGCAUGCUGCUGGCUGACCAGGGCCAGAGCUGGAAGGAGGAGGUGGUGACCAAGGAGAGCUGGCUGCAGGGCCCGCUCAAGGCCUCCUGUCUGUAUGGGCAGCUCCCCAAGUUCCAGGACGGAGACCUCACCCUGUACCAGUCCAAUGCCAUCCUGCGACACCUGGGCCGCUCCCUCGGGCUGUACGGGAAGGACCAUCGGGAGGCAGCCCUGCUGGAUGUGGUGAACGAUGGUGUGGAGGACCUUCGCUGCAAAUACGUCAUGCUCAUCUACACUAACUACGAGGCAGGGAAGGAGGAGUACUUGAAGGCACUGCGAGGGUACCUGAAGCCUUUUGAGACGCUGUUGUCCCAGAACGAGGGGGGCCAGGCCUUCAUCGUGGGCAACCAGAUCUCCUUCGCCGACUACAACCUGCUGGACCUGCUGCUGAUUCACCAGGUCCUGGACCCCAGCUGCCUGGACUCCUUGCCCCUGCUCUCAGCCUAUGUGACGCGCCUCAGCGCCCGGCCCAAGCUCAAGGCCUUCCUGGCCUCCCCUGAGCACGUGAACCGCCCCAUCAACGGCAACGGGAAACAGUGAGAGCUUGUGGAAGCCCCCCGUGGGAAGCGGGGGCUGCCUUCCUUCCUUUCCCCAGGACCAAUAAAAUUUCUAAG
This is a messenger RNA of Neomonachus schauinslandi (Hawaiian monk seal), 870 nucleotides long. Its product is annotated as glutathione S-transferase P. Lineage: Eukaryota; Metazoa; Chordata; Mammalia; Carnivora; Phocidae. The record is from RefSeq and is a predicted model, not a curated record. Gene Ontology annotation, cellular component: cytosol. Gene Ontology annotation, biological process: glutathione metabolic process. Gene Ontology annotation, molecular function: glutathione transferase activity.